Messenger RNA from Gekko japonicus, 3330 nucleotides. It is a transcript of the gene AFG2B, whose product is annotated as spermatogenesis associated 5 like 1. The coding region runs from base 156 to 2423 and encodes 755 amino acids. NCBI's taxonomy places the organism in Eukaryota, Metazoa, Chordata, Lepidosauria, Squamata, Gekkonidae. Gene Ontology annotation, molecular function: ATP hydrolysis activity; ATP binding. The record is from RefSeq and is a predicted model, not a curated record. The transcript is spliced from 9 exons.
UCCUUGUAUUUUGCGUCCGAUGUGCAACGUUGCUGUUGGCAUCUGUAGUUCACGUGUCUCACUGAGUCGUUUGCAUUCAGGAGUCUGAGGUGUCGUUUUGGGAAGGGACAUGCCCACAGGUGUGUUUUGCACAAAUCUGUGCCCAGCUUUUGAAGAUGGCUUUAUUAAAAGUGCUCCCGCUGGAUCCAGGAGAUGAAGGCACACAGAGGUGCAGAUUGGGGCCUGCCGCUUUCUCCUCCCUGGGUGCCAGACUAGGCUCCCCAGUUAGGAUCACCCUGCCCACUGGCAUUUGCCUGUGUACAGCCUGGCCUCGUCAUGACUUGGCCGAUGGCUACUUGCAACUGGACCUCAAGUGUAGAACUCGCACUGUCAAGGUGGACCAUUUACGGAAUCUCACUCUGAGCACUGACCAUUUGCAAGUCCUGGAAUGUCACAGACUAAGAAAACUGACAGUCAAGGUGGUCCUUAGGAACCGUGCCAUGAAAAAAUGCAUGUCGGAAGCCAUGCUGCAGGAAUUGGCCAAAGAGGUAUUGCGAAAUGCUUACGUUUCCCUUUGUCACGUUGUUACAUUCAGGCCAAUUCUGGGUAAUCUAGUGGCAUGCAUUGAAAUACUGUCUAUGGAGCCUGCCACAGAAGAAGCUGGUUUAGUAACCCCCAGAACCAAUGUCUUUGUUAAAGAGGUGGUCACACUAGACUGGUAUAACCUUUUGGUAGAAGACAGUGGAAAAACACUAGUGGCUGGCAUGGAGGAUGUCAGAAGGUCGUUGAAAGAGAUGAUUGACUUGCCUUUACACUUUCCAAAAACCCUCCAGAAACUAGGCCUUUCUGUUCCAAGAGGAGUGCUUCUGGUAGGGCCUCCAGGUGUGGGCAAGACUAUUUUUGUCAAAGCAGUCACUAAAGAGGUGGGUGCUUGUCUUCUUUGCAUUAACGGCCCUGUUGUGUACGGUCCAAGACCUGGAGAAAGUGAGGAGAACCUGCGACGUGCAUUUGAGCAAGCCAGAGAAAUGUCCAAUGAAGGACCAACGGUCCUGUUUAUCGAUGAGAUUGACUCCUUGUGCCCUAAACGAGAAAGUUCAAAUAAUGCUCCGGAAAAUCGUCUAGUGGCUCAGUUGCUAACUCUUAUUGAUGGGACUGAUGGAAGAAACAAGAUGGUGAUCAUAGCAGCAACAAACAGGCCUGAUGCUCUAGAUCCUGCACUGAGAAGGCCCGGCAGAAUUGACCGUGAGAUUAUCAUUGGGACACCAACCAUUUCACAGAGGAAAUCCAUUCUGCAGCUGAUUACUGCUAGCAUGCCUGUGUCCAGCGACGUCAAUUUGCAUGAGCUUGCAGAAAUAACAACAGGUUAUGUUGGAGCUGACCUCACAGCCCUCUGCAGAGAAGCUGCCAUGCAGGCUGUGAUUCGUGCUUGUUCGGAAUCAAUUAGUGCAGUCAACAUGUCGGACUUCUAUGAAGCACUGAAAAAGAUUCAGCCAUCAUCUUUUCGAAACAGCAUUGGGCUGUCGGAUUUCAAGCCUGUCACCUGGGAUCAAAUUGGGGGCCUCGAAGAUGUGAAGCUAAAGUUAAAGCAGAGCAUUGAAUGGCCAAUAAAAUUCCCUGAGGCUUUCGUUAGGAUGGGGCUGGCCCGCCCAAAGGGUAUCCUUUUAUAUGGACCGUCGGGUUGUGCCAAAACGACCCUUGUGAAAGCAGCCGCCACGAGCUGCCACUGCUCCUUUCUGUCCGUGAGCGGUGCUGAUCUUUUCUCAUCUUAUGUUGGCGACUCAGAGAAGAUUUUGUCCCAGGUCUUUCGCCAAGCAAGAGCUAAUACUCCAGCAAUAGUGUUUCUGGAUGAAAUUGAUUCUAUCCUGGGUUCCCGAUCUGUUGGUAAAACGGGGCACGGUGUCCAGGAGAGAGUUCUUUCUGUCCUCCUCACUGAAUUGGAUGGCAUCGGACUUAAGGUCACCGAGAGAAGAGGAAAUAAAGCAGAGUUGGAUGCUGACUGUCAAGAACAGAUUAAAAAUGAUAAAAAGCUGGAACUUCAGGAGGUUUUCAACAAAGAUGUUGUGGUUGUGGCUGCAACAAAUAGACCGGACAUGCUGGAUGAUGCCUUGUUGCGUCCUGGGCGGUUGGACAAGAUUAUCUAUGUUCCUCCUCCUGAUCAGAAGGGAAGGCUUUCUAUUUUGAGACUCUGCACCAAAAGAAUUCCGAUAGAUUCUGAGGUGUCCUUAGAAGACAUAGCAGCCCGAGCUAAUCUGUUUUCUGGAGCCGAUCUUGAAAAUCUCUGUAAGGAGGCUGCUUUAUUGGCGCUGCAGGAGAACCACGUUGAAGCAACAGCUGUGAGACACAAACAUUUUGUGAUGUCAUUUGAGACUGUGAAACCAUCAUUAACACCCAAAGAGUUGGAAUUUUAUGAAAAAUUAUUUACAAAACAGGAGCGGCCUUUGUAAAGCAACAGGAAGGGAAAAAAUUGUACUCUGCAUUUGUGGAACCAACCCUGAUCAUAGACCUAUAAAGAAAUGAAAAAGUGACUAAGAAGGAUCUGUUACAGCAGUUCUACGGAGCCUGCACAAUAUGUUACAGGGGUUGUGCCCAGACUACAGUAAAACACAGUACUUGUUCUGUCCUGUGAACAAGGGAAUUUCUGUUGACAUUACCAACCAAUCGGUGCUGCGAACUGGAAAAAAACAGUUUCCCUUGACCUUGAUCCUGGAGAACAAAAAAUCUUCAUCUCCCCAAAAUAGUAAGACUACAGAUCCCCAGCAAGCCUACUCCAGUUUUACAUCUUCACCCCCUGUUUCUAAGGUAUAAUAAAGACUAUGCCUUAGACCAGUUAGGUGUGGCGCUAGUGAGGGAGGAUGACCACUACAUUCACCAGAGUCCCAGGAUCUCAUAUCUGUUAUCAAACCACUGAAGAAGAGUAAUCAUAACCUUAUCAGAUUCCAUAUAUGUGUGUGUGAGAGAGUAAACGUGAAUGAAGGAUCAAGUUGUGGAAGAUGCCACAAUGCAUGGAAUCCUAGCAUACAUGUUAUGUUGGCUGCUUACCAAUCCUCUGCUAAGGAAGCAGAUUUUAGGAAAGUCUUGCCCAAAUGAGGAAAAGAAAAACUCUGGCAAAACAAAGUUAAUAAUAAGAAAGACUCCAACCGAUUCCGCAAAAGCAGUUGUUCCGCCCUCGAUCUCCUAUUUCCCCCGGCUGUACUGUUCAAUUUUCCACUGUUCUCUGCAUGGCCACAUUUUGACCCGCAUCUCCUGAUUUCCCCUGCAUCUGCUUGAUCCUAAAAAUGCAGCCAAUCUUGUAAAAUUCUUUGAGAGUGUCAGCAAUGUUAUCCCAAUCUUUAAUAAAGGGAAGAAAGAUGA